Halichondria panicea is the source of this 966-nucleotide messenger RNA. RefSeq names its product ras-related protein Rab-9A-like. The transcript has 2 exons. Gene Ontology annotation, molecular function: GTP binding; GTPase activity. The record is from RefSeq and is a predicted model, not a curated record. NCBI's taxonomy places the organism in Eukaryota, Metazoa, Porifera, Demospongiae, Suberitida, Halichondriidae. Gene Ontology annotation, cellular component: phagocytic vesicle; late endosome; lysosome. Bases 198 to 806 code for a protein of 202 amino acids. Gene Ontology annotation, biological process: retrograde transport, endosome to Golgi.
CCUUGGUCAUCUCUCAAUCAUCACGUGUCUUUUGUCCAUGAAUAAAGUGUCUUCCAAGUCAUGGUGGAUAUCUAUGGUUUGAAGUCACACAAGAUGGUUUGCAAGCUCCACUAAGCGUCUAAGAUCGUCUUCUAUCGCCUCUUAUUUCUUCACAGUAUAUUUUAGUUCCUCCAUUGUGAUACACCCACACUCAAGCUAUGUCCAAGCCUUCCUUUCUGAAAGUUGUCCUAUUAGGUGAUGGUGGUGUCGGCAAGUCCUCUCUCAUUCAACGAUUCGUGAGCAACAAGUUUGACCCUUCUCUCUUCCACACAAUCGGGGUGGAGUUCCUCAACAAAGACUUGGAAGUUGACGGGGAACGAUUCACACUGCAAAUCUGGGACACAGCAGGACAGGAGCGAUUCAAAAGUCUACGGACACCUUUCUACCGUGGGACCGAUUGCUGCUUACUCACAUUCGCUAUCGAUGAUGCUCAGAGCUUUCAAAAUAUUGCAAUAUGGCGGAAAGAAUUCCUCUACUAUGCAGAUGUCAAGGAUCCCGACAGCUUCCCAUUCGUGGUGCUAGGCAACAAGUGUGACUUGGUGAGUGAGAGGAAAGUGAACAGUGACGAAGCAAGUGCGUGGUGUAACCAGAACGGUAAACUACCGUACUUUGAGACCAGUGCUAAAGAUUCUGUAAAUGUGGAGAAGGCGUUUGCGUCUGCCAUUCGUCGAGUGUCUUCAUUAAACCAAGGCGGUUCAGGCAAGAGACAGGACUAUGCUGUAGAUCUGAACAAGCCUUCUUCGUCUAGUAAGGGUUGUUGUGUGUGAGUCUUUGUUUCUGUGAUCCAUAGUGUAUUUUUAUUAGAGUUACUGAUUUGUUGUGCAUACAUUUUUGUCUUCACCAUAAUAAUUUAUUAUUGUGUGUUUGUGCAUGCGUCAUAACCAUAACAUGAUGUCAAUAAAUGAUUUAUUAUUAUUAUAUAAUUUC